UAGAGUUACACAGAACAACGCAGACAGCUGCUCCUCAAAAGAAUGUAGGACCAUGGAGGUAUCCCCCGGCACAACACUGGAUAUAUUUACCUGUUUUUUCCUCAGUUGAAGGUAUGAAAACACGUUUGAAACAUCACAACUUCGCAGCAUGGAGCUAUAAUGCAGUUUACACGUGAAGAAGCAACUCGUCGGAGCAGCGGAGUUUUCUUUGGUCAAACUGGAAUUACACUCGCUCCGUAAACAGACAGUUCAGAAGACUGAGACCGGCAGAGAAGCCUCUACAGACAACAUGUCCACCACCAUCAUCAGUCCAUCCUGCAGGCAGGAGAGAAGAGGCAGUUUCUUCAAGCUUAUUGACUCAUUUGCCGUGGAAAUUGGCACGUUGAAGAAGGAAAUGGGGAAGAAGACUGAGCCUGCGGAAGGAGACCCGCAGACAGAUACACUGCUUGGACUGGGCGAAGAGGUGCGAGGUCUCUUCCUACAGACUUCCCCCUGCGCUGGGAUCAGAUCUGGGCUGGCUGGAGCCAGAGAUUCGGGCUACGAUUCCCUCCGUCGGCGUCUCACUGUUCUGGACAGACUGGUUCACACACACGCUGUGUGGCUGCAGCUGGGCCUCAGCCACCAGGAGGCCACAGACAUCCUGCAGAGCCAACCCGCUGGGUCAUUCGUGGUGAGGAAGUCCACCAGCCUGCAGAGGAAAGUAAUAUCCCUACGCAUGAACAAAGACUCUGCGGUCACCAUCAAAGACUUCCCUGUGAAGGAGAGCCAGUACACGUUCUCCCUGAUGGGGUCAGGCCUGAGCUUUGCAGACCUUUUCCGUCUGGUGGCGUUCUGCUGCAUCAGCAGGGACGUGUUGCCGUUCACUCUGAAGCUCCCAGAAGUCAUCGCUUCAGCCAAAACAUCUGCUGACCUCGAGGAGGUUGCUAAACUUGGAGCAGGCUUCUGGGAUUCUCAGUUGUGCCACAGGAGUAAGGACUCAGUCUUUUUGUCAGGAAUAGCUGCUCCCUCUUUCCAGACACCGGUCUCCUUGGCGACCACCCCAGGGCGCCCUCGACUUCGAACUCGCACCCCUUCAGAGCUUGAUUGUAGCCAGUCCAACGGAGCACUUUGCUUUAUCAACCCCCUCUUCAUCAAGGUUCACCAACCAGAUGGUGACGACAGCACAACUUCACGUCCCUCUGGUACAGCAAAGGAAAACCAGAGGGAGGAACCCGUUAGCGACAGCCUAGAAACCAACAACAAGGACCCUCAACAUCAUCCUCAGGUCUCAGAUCAGGCAGGUCAAAGCAACCCUCAGAGUCUUGAUAGGAACCCAAAGCUUCAGGACCAUAACAGCCCAACCAGCAGCAGCAUUCAGAAACUAAGUAAGCCACGGUCCCCACCUCCACGUCCACCCCCACCUCAAAUUGUGUCGCAAAUACGCAGUAUGCCAGAAAAGAUCGCCUGGAUCAACUUCCCGAAGGGGAAGGGGGAAGAGAAGGGCAGCAGCCUCUUUUCCCGUCUGGGCUCUUCCCUCAGCAUCAGCCCCUCGUCCUCCCCUCCCAAGAGACUCAGCAUCAGCUCCCCCAUUUCCAUCCCCCGGCCCUCCCUGCCCAUGUCUCUGCAGUCUCUUUCCUGCUCCCCACGUCAGGCUAAGGCCUCACCGUCGUCUAGCCAUGAGGAGGCCCAAUGCCACUUGGCGCUGGAGGACCAGACCAUUGAGAAGGCCGUCAUCAGGGCCAGACUCUCUCAGCGUAAUGCUAACAGAAACCCCCCCCAGGACUCCAGCAGUCCUCCAGACCCUUCAACAACAAGCAAGCAGGCAGAUGUGCCAGGAGCAGAAGAAGAAGAAGAAGAAGCAGGCGAGGAAUGCAGCGGGGGCGGCCAGCGUCUGAGCGACAUGAGCCUUUCCACCGAUUCCUCAGACUCUCUGGACUUCUCUCAGUCUUCAGUCUUUUUCCUUCCUCCUCUGCAUGAUCCCAGUCCCCCCACCAUGGCUGACUUUGACACCCACCUCCCCCUCUCCAUCCCACCUUCCCACCUGCCUUACUCCAGCAUGGAGGAGGAUGACGAUGAUGACGAAGACGAGGAUGAAGAGGAGCAUGACUAUGGUGUCAGUCUUGAGAGCGACCAGGACCAAGACCAGGACUUGACCAUGGUGCCACCAGGCCACCGCAUGAGGCGCCGCCCCAGUGUCAGCGCUUUGGUCCUGCAGAGGGCCCUGCGAGGGCAUCUUCGCAAGAUGAGUGGAGUGUUCAACUCUCUGCUGACCCCCGAGAAGAGGGCCAUCCGCAGGGUGGUGGAACUAUCAAGGGAUAAGAGCUCGUACUUCGGCUGCCUGGUGCAGGACUACCUGAGCUACAUGAGCGAGGGUGCGGGCACCCAGGCCUGGCAGGGCUACGCCUCCGGACUGGAGCUGCUGCAGACUCUUCGUCAGUUCAUCACUCAGAUGAAGAGCUACCUGAGACAGAGCUCCGAGUUGGAGCCACCAAUCGAGAGUCUCAUUCCCGAAGACCAGAUCGACCAAGUCCUGGAGAAGGCCAUGCACAAGUGCCUCCUGAAGACCCUCAAGCCGGUGGUGAGCGUGGCCCUGAAGGAGUUCCAGGUCCGCAGCGGGGAGUGGCUGGAGCUGAAGGAGAACCUGGCCUUAGCCAAGGCCCGGCUGCCGCAGGAAAUGGGCGUGGCCGACACGCUGCCCCCGGACCCCGUGGCUAUAGAGAAGAUCAAGCACAAGUUCCACACCAUGAUCAAACUGUACUCCCCCGAGAAGAAGGUCAGCGUGCUGCUGAGGGUCUGCAAACUCAUCUACACCAUCAUGGAGGACAACUCAGGUCGUCUGUAUGGAGCUGAUGACUUCCUGCCCAUGCUGACCUACGUGUUGGCCCAGUGCGACAUGCCCCAGCUGAACAAUGAGAUCCUCUACAUGAUGGAGCUGCUGGACCCCUCUCUGCUUCAUGGAGAAGGUGGCUACUACUUGACCAGCGCAUAUGGAGCCAUGUCCCUGAUUCAAAACUUCCAGGAGGAGCAGGCAGCCAGAGUGCUGAGCUCUGAAACCAGGAACACGCUCCACCAGUGGCACCGCCGGCGCACCACCCAGCGCUUUGCUCCGUCCAUCGAUGACUUCCAGAACUACCUGCGGGUGGCGCUGCAGGAGCUGGACAGCGGCUGCACCGCCAAGACUCUCCAGGUCCGACCGUUCGCCUCCGUGGACGAGGUGUGCCGUCUGUGUGCGCAGAAGUUCAAAGUGUCGGACCCCCAGAACUACGGCCUGUUCCUGGUGAUGGAGGGCAGCAGCCAGCAGCUGGCGCCGGACACCCACCCUCAGAAGAUCAAGGCGGAGCUCCACAGCCGCUCGCAGGCCACGCCGUUCCACUUCGUCUUCCGCCGAGUGGCCCCGUCUGCAGCUCCCCUCGAUCUCACACCCAACCUCAACGACCUCACUGGGACUCCUGACCCCCUGGACAACCUGCGUGCCCUCAGCAGAGACCUGUCCCCCCCCUCCCCCGAGCCCACUCUCAGCUCAGGCCUCAGUCCUACUCUGAGCCUCAGCCUGCCCACCACCAAUGGCAACUCUAUUUCUGUAUGACUGUAACAGGGGGCUGGUGGACAGUUGGCCAUGGUUUUGUCUCCCAGUAUUGACAGUAUGUGCUUUUAUCUCAAACAAACAAAGGGCAAACGAUGCGCCUUUACAAAGCCUUACUUCUCCAUUUGGAUUUGACCUCAAUUUGGGUCUCUCAGACAGACGAGGGUGAAAGAGGAAAAGGACAGGAGGGAAGGAAACGAGAGGAAAGGACGUUUAUAUAACUUCAAUGGUUCUCUGUUUGGCCUCAGAGCAACACUUUACUGAACACUGCCCUCAAAUGUUAAACCAUUAAGGUAAGAUGUUUAAGAUAAGUGUGUUGAAGACGACAUGAACACUUACUUGUGUUCACAGCAGCUCUUCAGAUUCAGGGUCAGCUGUUCUUGUUGUUACCUGUAAGGUCUAUAGAGGGAAAUCAGAUCCCCAAUACAUGAGGGGACUAUUCUUUGAUCAAUCAUUUUCAAUAUGCAGCAGAUUGUUUGUUUAGUAAAUAGGUUUUAAUAUGAUUUAUUUGUAACAGUUGCUGGUCAACUAUGUUAUUAUGUUGUGUGUGUUUUGAAACUGUACAUUCUUUAGAUCGUUUAAAUGUUUAGAUGGGUUGGGCGACACCCAGUGGUGACUGGUGCACAUUGGAAGAGUUUUAUUCAAAGCACCAUUUAUGGCCUCAGACGUGAACAAAUAAGCAUCAAAAUGAAUGUUGAACUGAACUGUAUAACCUUUAGCCCCAUCUCACCAAGGCUGCAGUUAUUAGAAAAGGAAUCUGCUCCUAGGUCUUUUCUUAACCACUGUUCCUCAACCUCAGCAAAACACGUUAUAGGGUAAAGCAAAGAUGUGAAGGAGAGAACUCAUCAGGACAAUUGUAUAACAAAGUACCACCUCAUGCUGUAAUGAAGAGGUGUUCCUCCCACACAAGCACAGACGUGAUGGUCGGCUCUAGUUCCUAAGUGACAAUGGUUCAAAUGCAACUUUUUUACCAUGAUCCAUGCGACAUGAGGCAACUCAACCGUUUUUGGGCCUUUAAGGAAAAACAUUUGUUAUUUAAAAAAAGAUUAUAAAGUGGUUUAAAAGGGCACUACCUUUCUGAAAUUGGUGCUGACAAAAACAGAGUAUGACUAAAUAUGUUGUUAACCCUUAGAUGCAUAAGUGGGUAUUUUUUGACCCGGUGAGGUGGUUUUCUUGAAGUAUCUUUGUAAUUACAUUUUUUUUAUCAUUUCAUAUUCCAG
Messenger RNA from Trematomus bernacchii (emerald rockcod), 4782 nucleotides. It is a transcript of the gene rin2, whose product is annotated as Ras and Rab interactor 2. The transcript is spliced from 12 exons. Gene Ontology annotation, molecular function: small GTPase binding; guanyl-nucleotide exchange factor activity. Lineage: Eukaryota; Metazoa; Chordata; Actinopteri; Perciformes; Nototheniidae. Gene Ontology annotation, biological process: signal transduction; vesicle-mediated transport. The coding region runs from base 290 to 3565 and encodes 1091 amino acids. Gene Ontology annotation, cellular component: endocytic vesicle; cytosol. The record is from RefSeq and is a predicted model, not a curated record.